Molecule: messenger RNA, 315 nt
Organism: Ambispora leptoticha
Lineage: Eukaryota; Fungi; Glomeromycota; Glomeromycetes; Archaeosporales; Ambisporaceae
Source: the annotation of a GenBank genome assembly
AUGACAAAAAUCCUUCGUACUUCAUAUACAGCCAGAGAAAAACUUCGCAUUAUUGCUUAUUGUAAACAAAAUUCUUUACGAAAUGCUCAACAAAAAUAUGGAAUUAAUUUUGCACAAAUAUCAAAAUGGUGUAAAAAUGAAUCAAUAUCAAAAGCUAAAUCUAAAAAUUGCCGUAUGGCUGCUGAUGGAAUUGCUAUUACAACAUAUAUGGUUCAACAAAAAAUAAAAUCUCUCCUUAAUAUUGAAUACUCACAACAAUAUCAUAAUGCUAAAAAUACCUUCACAGCAUCUUAUAAUGGCUCUAUGGCUUUAUGA